Messenger RNA from Gastrolobium bilobum, 2025 nucleotides. RefSeq lists its product as uncharacterized. Bases 1 to 1998 code for a protein of 665 amino acids. Lineage: Eukaryota; Viridiplantae; Streptophyta; Magnoliopsida; Fabales; Fabaceae. The record is from RefSeq and is a predicted model, not a curated record. The transcript has 18 exons.
AUGUCGUGGGUAAGAUCGGCGGUGAUCAAAGCGGUGGAAGCAGGUGGCCAACACAAUCUCAGCCGCGCCGUUCGCAACUACGCCGACUCCGUCGUCCUCCAUGCAAGCAACGCCGUCGCCGGCGGCGCCAAAAUCAUCCAGGACCGCAUUGUAUCUCGUAAUAUGCAAAGUUUUAGGCAUACUGUAAAACGGUUAGAAGAAGUUUCUGUUUCGUGUAGAGGGAUAGAGAGGGUUCAGUUGCUAAGAAGGUGGCUGGUUGCGCUGAAAGAAGUUGAGAGACUAGCUGCUACUUGCACUGACCCCAAUGCUAAUGAUCCAGAUAACCAGUUUCUUUCUGAUGAGUUCAAGGAUUCACCUGCAAAACCCACUUUGGUUUACUAUGUAGACCCUGGCAUGAUGGGUGAACCAAAAAAUUUUCGUGAUGUGUUUCUUCACAGUCAAGCUCUUGAGGGCAUAACAUUUUCAAUGAUUCUUGACGCACCAAAUGAGGAAGAAGUUUCACUACUUUCAGAGAUAUAUGGGCUCUGUAUUCAAGGAGGAAAGGAAGAACAUAUGGCCGUGUUAUCCAGCGUGCAGGAUUUGGCAAAAGCAUUUUCUGGAUAUGAAGAUGAAGUACUGGCCAAGCGAGAGGAAUUACUUCAAUAUGUCCAAGCUGCAAUUUCAGGGCUGAAAGUAAAUGCUGAUCUCAUGAGAAUAGAAGAUGAGGCCUCCAAUCUGAUAGAAAAAAUUGAGAAGAUGAAGGAAAUGGAUGCAGAUCAUUUUGUAAAUUCACCUAAAAAGACCAAUGCUGUGGCAAUAGAGGGUCAUGAUGAAGCUGUGUUAGAAAUUCAAAUGUUUUCAAAGUUGGUGGAACUCUUAUUGAAAAGGAAAUCCUUUAGCUACGGUGAUUCUCCACAACUUCAUGCUGAAAAGGUUGAUAAAUUGAAAGUUUUAUCAGAGUCUCUUGCAAAUUCUACCUCAAAAGCUCAGAGUCGCAUUUUGGAAAACAGAUCUCAAAAAGAAGAAGCACUUCUUUUUCGGGUAACUAAGACCAAUGAGGUUGGCCAAAUUGAGAAGGAAUUGGCAGUGGAAAUUGAAGAACUUCAGAAGCAGAAAGAUGAGCUUGAAGACAGACUGAAAAAGGUCAACACCUUGCUGGUGGCUGCUCGUCUACGCCUCCACAAUGCAAAAGAAGAAAGAGAGCAGUUUGAUGAAGCAAGCAAUGAAAUUAUUGUACAUUUAAAAACAAAGGAUGAUGAGAUGGUGCGAGCCAUUACUUCUUAUACAAUGGAAGCCAGUGUUGUUGAUACGUGGAUCCAUUUUCUAGAGAGCACAUGGGUUCUUCAAACCUCACAUACAAAGAAAAAGGAGGAGCAGGUCAAUGCUGAACUGGGGAGAUAUGGAGAUCAUUUUGUGAAUUUGGUUAUUCAUCUUCUGUCUUCUUACAAGGAAAAAUUGGGUUCAUCUGUUACUCAAAUAAGAAAACUUGUGGAGAAUUUAAGUUCAAGUCAAGGGUUAGAAAUAUCAGCAGCUGUAGAUGAUCAUGAUGGUUCGAAAGUAGUGAAUCCAAGGAAAAAGCUUGAAGAAGAAUAUUUGGAUAUUGAAUCCAAGUUUUUAACCACACUGAAUAUAGUGGACACCUUGAACAAGCAGUUUCACAAUCAAAAGGAAGGCAUUUUCAGAAAAGACAUGGACAAGGUCACAGAACUAUUAGAUGCCAUCAAGAAAACAAAAGAUGAAUUUGAAUCUAUUGAGAGGCCAAAGUUGGAUAUUGAGAAUCCACCUCAAAGUUCAGAAACACCAUCAAGAAGUCCUUCACCUACCUCCAGGGCUAAUAAGCACAAGCAAGAUAGAGUGAUCAACCCUCCCUUAAUUACUGGGAAAGCUAAAUCAGUAGCAGCAGAAUCAUCAAAAAUAGAAGCAGAACUUGAUAAAUUAAGCGAUGAUGACUCAGCGGAAGAGAUAAGUGAAUGGGAGUUUGAUGCUCUUGAUAAAGAUCAUCAUCACACCAGGAGUUGAACACGAACAAAAUAGACUAGAAUUACU